Molecule: messenger RNA, 2880 nt
Organism: Ramularia collo-cygni
Lineage: Eukaryota; Fungi; Ascomycota; Dothideomycetes; Mycosphaerellales; Mycosphaerellaceae
Product: related to long-chain-fatty-acid CoA ligase FAA2
Exons: 3
Coding region: 1-2880 (959 amino acids)
Biological process (GO): secondary metabolic process; biosynthetic process
Molecular function (GO): CoA-ligase activity
Source: RefSeq, a predicted model, not a curated record
AUGGCCUUCCAAAAUGCAAUUCGGUUCUUUCUUCCUUAUCAUCGAAGCGUUGUUGAAGAGAAGAGUUCCGAGGACGAAAUGGCUUCGAAUGCAGCGCCCACACACAUUAUCGAUCUUCUUCGAAAUGCAGCAACAGCUUCUCCUUCAAAUGGCUGCCUCUAUCUCGAGAGAGGCUUGAGCGAAGAUGCGACCAGAGAGAGCUAUGCCGAGUUGUAUCAAAAAGCACAGGAAAACGCAGUCCGCCUGUUAGAAGCUGGCAUCGUUGGCAAAGGGAAGCAUGUAAUCACAUACUUCGACGACCAGAGAUCCAAUGUCCUAUGGUUUUGGUCAGUCGUUGCUGCUGGAGGAAUCUGCGCCAUCCUCAACCCAAUCUCCAACGAACCGAAGACAGCUGCCGGCCAGCUCGAGAACAUCAAGACACUCUUCCCCGAUACCACAGUCAUAACAAGCCACAAGCUGUCUGCAAUCUUCAUCUCGCAACGACUGCCAGUAAGCACGGUCGAGGACAUCCUCGAGAACAACCACCGAGUUUCAGUGAAUGGCAAUCUUCCAACAGUUGCAUCGUCCGCUCCGGAUGAGGACAUCGCAGCGAUCCUCUUCACCUCUGGCAGCACAGGCUUCUCAAAGGCAGUCAAGUUCUCACACACCCAGCUCAUUGCUUCGGUCAAAGCAAAAUCCAGCUACCUGGAGACACAGGAUUUGUCGUUCAUGUCUUGGGUCAGCUAUGACCAUUCGGCAUGCUUCUGCGAAAUCCACCUCCAAGCGAUGUAUAAUGGCACAGAUCAAGUUCUUGUACAACCAUCAGACCUUGUACAAGAACCAUAUCGGUUCUUCAAGAUCAUCAGCGAUUACAAAAUCGGCUACACAUUCUCACCCAACUUCUUCCUCGCAGCAGCAGUCGAAUCACUCUACCGACAGGACCCCACAAAGUUGAGCAUAGACCUGAGCACGCUCCGGGUAAUCAUGUGCGGUGGAGAGGCAAACCGAACAAAGACGUUGGGUGCCGUUGAUGAGGUUCUCCACAGAUACGGAGCUCCGAAAUACUCAAUCAAGGCAGCGUACGGCUUGAGCGAAACCUGCUCAGCGUGCUUUUACAAUCUCCGCAGCCCCGAUUACGAUUUGGAGAAUGGCAACACUUUUGCUUCCGUGGGCAAGCCAUUACCAGGUGGACUGGAGAUCAAGAUUGUGCCGAUUGGUGAUGAGACCGAGACCAAUCCGGGUGAGGGCCUGGUAUAUCUCAAGGGACCAGUCAUCUUCAAGGGAUACCACAACAAUGAGGUGGCCACAGCUUCCGCAUUGACCGAGGACGGUUGGAUGAACUCGGGCGACAUUGGAGCUCUGGAUCAGAACGGCAACCUGCGACUUCUUGGUCGGCAAAAAGAGGUGCUCAUUCUGAACGGCAACAACUACUCAUCCUUCGAGAUUGAGUACGCGCUUGAGACCGGCAACAUUGCUGGGUUGACCACAUCAUACACUGCAGUCUUCUCCACAUGGAACGAAGCUGCAUCGUCAGAGGCUGUGGUAGUGCUUUUCAACCCAACCGAGGCAGCUAUCGGACCCAAGAACAUGCGAGCCACGCUCCAAGCCAUCGACAAGAGCAUCUUCAGCAUCUGCGCCCAAAAGGCACUUUCGAUCAUUCCACUCCCCAAGAACCUCUUGCCCAAGUCAACGAUUGGCAAGCUCUCCCGCGCAAGGCUGAAGCAAGAGUUUGAAAAGGGCUCCUUCAAUGAUUACAUCAUUCAAGAACAGCCGGUGUCCAAGCUUGCAAAAGCACAAGAGAAGUCUCUGGACUCGCUCUCUCCACUCCAGAAAGAGAUAGCACAAAUCUACGCCAACAUUGUCGGCGUCGCACCCGAGGAGCUGGUUGGCCAGGAUGCGCUGCUCUCAUCAGGAAUCAACUCGCUCGGUUUCAUGCGAUUGAAGAAGGCGCUCGAAAAGGGUUUGAAGAUCCACCAGGACAUUCCCAUGCCAUUGCUCAUCCGCUGCCAUUCGCUUGCAGAACUCGAGCAUGAGCUCACUCUGAUCGGAACCGUUUCGAAGGAGUACGAUCCUAUCGUGCCUCUUGCAACCCAAGGCAGCAAGCAGACACUUUUCCUCCUUCAUCCUGGCGCGGGCGAGUUCCUCUGCUGGAUGGGACUUAUAAAAUACCUUCCAGACAGACCACUGUAUGCUCUCCGAGCGAAGGGUCUCCACCCGGGCGAGGGUACUUUCAAGGAUUUGCCGGACUUGCUGAACUGCUAUUACACGGCCAUUCGAAGAGUCCAGCCCAAGGGACCAUACGCCAUGCUUGGCUAUUGCUUUGGUGGCCUCCUCUCUUUUGAGCUCGCCAAGAUGUUUGAAGCCGAUGGCGAACAAGUUAUCUUCUGCGGUGGUAUCGACAACCCACCCUCGCUCAAGAGCACUAUUGGACAGGUGCGAUAUCGAUCCCUGAUGAUCGACGUUCUGCCAGUUGUGACAGGCUAUACCGAGGACGAAGCACGAGCGUUCGGCGAAGAGACCGCGGGCCUCACCGACGAAGAGUUCUACGCCAUGUUGUUCACCAAGUUCUCCCCAGAAUUCAUCGAGAACAUGGACAUCACCGUCCCUCGCCUGCAAGCUUUCGGCCGCGUGGAAGAUUGUAUGCGUGCCAUUGCAGCAGAGUACGAUCCGUCUGGCUCAAUUGCCACAACGGACAUAUUCUGCGCCGACCCCAUGCCGCACUUUGGAGCGACACCAGAGAAGUGGAGGAGUGACGUUCUGGGCCUUUGGAAGGGAUUCGUCAAAGACGAGAACGUCAAAUUCCACAACGUUGAGGGCAACCACAUCAGUUUGAUUAAAGAGCCACAGAUCCAGACGUUCCAGGUCACGGUCAACGACGCGUUGGCAGCACGCGGCGCUUGA